AUGAUAAGCGUUUUUAGACCCUUUAGCCUGAGUAAUGGAAUUGGCGAUCAACCAGGCCACGGACUUUCAUCGUUUUCACAUACAAUCGAAAAUUUAACCAGAGAUACCGAGAUAAAACCGCUACAUUCACACAAUGACUACUGGAGGAAACAACCCUUAUUUGAUGCAUUAAGUUAUGGGUGCCAGAGCAUAGAAGGUGAUAUCUGGUACUUUCCAGAGACAUAUGAGGUCGAGAGAACAGUUACUGAAACUACGAGGAGUGGCAGAGAGAAUACUAGACUAACCACAAGUACGUUUGAAAAUAAUGAAAUAUAUGUAGGGCAUAAUCAGGUAUACUUAGAUCCAAGUUUAACAUUAUCCAAAUUAUACCUUGAUCCAUUAUAUCGCUUCCUUCAAUAUUCCAACCCACAAUUCAUCUAUGAAAAUAAAAAUCCAGUGACUGAAGACUUUGAUUCAAAGCAUGGAGUGUUUUACAAUUCUCCAGAAACACCCUUAUACUUCUGGUUAGACUUCAAAACUGAUCCCCUGAAAACCUAUCAGGCACUAAAACCAUUAUUACAGCCAUUCAUAGAUCAGGGUUUUCUUGCACACUUUGAUUCUGUGAAGAAUAAAUUCAUUCCCGGUCCUUUAAUAAUAACAAUAACAGGAAAUUCACCAGUAGAAGAGAUAGAAAAGGAAAGCAUACGCUAUGUAUUUAUUGAUGCACCAUUAAAGUUGUUUACAAGUGAAACACCAAGUGAAGAUCUUGAAAGAUACUCAAAAUUAUCCAUUAUAGCAAGUGGAUCUAUGCAAGAAUUGCUAGGAGAAGAGAGCUAUGCAAGUGCAAAGACUAGAGAUUUGAAUGUUAAUGACGAAAAGGAUUUAGAAAAAUACUUUCAAACAGCUCAUAAAUAUAACUUAAAGACGAGAAUAUGGGGUGGAGUAACAUGGCCAAAUUAUCUUCGGAACUCUCAUUUGAAAACUUUAUGGAAAUUAGGUUGUGAUCUAUUAAAUGUUGAUAAUCUUAAAGAUGCGAGUGAAGUGUUCUAA
Messenger RNA from Debaryomyces fabryi, 1029 nucleotides. RefSeq lists its product as uncharacterized. The transcript has a single exon. The coding region runs from base 1 to 1029 and encodes 342 amino acids. The record is from RefSeq and is a predicted model, not a curated record. Gene Ontology annotation, biological process: lipid metabolic process. Gene Ontology annotation, molecular function: phosphoric diester hydrolase activity. Lineage: Eukaryota; Fungi; Ascomycota; Pichiomycetes; Serinales; Debaryomycetaceae.